AUGAUACCACGGCGGAAGCUCGCGUUCCUCUUUAUUGUAAUAACAACGAUUCGAGGCGAAAAUUCAACAGAAAAUUCGGAGAAGACGACAAGUGCUCGAAGUGAUUUCAAGAAGUCUCUUUCCCGUGAUUGCGCCUCCAAAUACACUAUUACAUGUUUAAAAUUUGACAUUGUUUCAUGGGUUGAUAAGCUAAACGAGGAAGACAAUUACGACGUGUUGCCGGGAGUGUCCGUGGUUCGGGAAAAUGGUACCGCUCGUGCAAAUACGGCAGACAUGGUAGCUGAAUUAGCAAGAGACUUUCCCAAUGAUGUCGAAGCGCGCUUGGAUGCGUUUUUAAUAAAAAAAGUUUCUGGAUACCUCAACACCCACUCCAUUAAAUUGAAACUUUUUGGAAAUGAAGAUGACUUCGCAAAUCAAGGAACUGCUCGAGGUGGUGGCGGUGGCGGCUUCGGAGGUGGCGGUGGUAAUAGCAAAAAAGGAGGUGGAAUGGGAGGUGUCCUUCUUGCCGGUGCCGCUAUGAUGAAGGCUACUUUGAUGGCCCUUGCCCUUGGUGCCCUAGCAGCCCUCGCUGGAAAAGCCCUAAUGACUGGUCUAAUCUCUCUCAUGCUGUCAACAAUAAUUGGUCUAAAAUCACUCACUCAUGGGGGAGGAAAGACGACUUAUGAAGUUAUAGCAAAACCUAUUUACUCUCACGCUAACACGCAUUCUGUAUCUCAUGAAGAUCAUCAUGCUCAUGGUGGUUAUUCGUCAUAUGGACGAAGUUUUGAUGACACACCUUUGCCUUUAGGACUUCAUCCAGAAUACAAACCUUAA
Molecule: messenger RNA, 813 nt
Organism: Agrilus planipennis (emerald ash borer)
Lineage: Eukaryota; Metazoa; Arthropoda; Insecta; Coleoptera; Buprestidae
Exons: 1
Coding region: 1-813 (270 amino acids)
Source: RefSeq, a predicted model, not a curated record